CGAACAUCAACAUCCACACCACGUAGCGUAUAGAGGAACGUUAUUGCACGCCAAUUGCUUCUGGAAUCGCUUUAUAUACGCAUAGAGCACCUCGGUAUCGUUUUUCCUUCUCGCUACGAAUUACACACAUACUUCACACAAUGGGGACGGCUAAGACGUCAGCUUUCCUCGACCCGGGCCACCUGACGUCUCACGAUUCUCUGGCGAUCGUUCAGCUGUCGCGCGAUAAUCUCGUGCCUCUGAUACUACACGAAUCGGAAUCCGCCGUCGAUGGCUACGCAGAAGGAGCCGUUCUAAACACCCGCUAUGGGUCGUUCCCGCACUCGACCAUGGUCGGCGUUCCUUGGGGCUCCCAGAUCCGUGCCUCGAAGGUGGAUACGGGUUCCCGUGGGAGGAAACGUAAGAGGAAGGAGGACGACGAUGAUAGCAAAGUCUCGACACCUGCCGCUGCCGCUGCCGCUGCCGACGACCAGGACUCGACCUCCAACCCCGCCCCGGCGAAGAAGGCCGUCGUGGCCGCCAGCGGCUUCGUCCACAUCCUACCGCCGACCCCCGAGCUCUGGACCCGCAGCCUGCCGCACCGAACCCAGGUCGUCUAUACUCCCGACUACAGCUACAUUUUGCAACGGAUCCGAGCGAGACCCGGCAGCCGGCUGAUCGAAGCAGGUGCGGGAAGCGGUAGCUUCACCCAUGCUUCUGUUCGCGCCGUGUACAACGGCUAUCCCGAAACCGACGACGAUCGCCGAGGGAAGGUGUAUUCCUACGAGUUCAACGAGGCCCGUUAUCUGCAGAUGAAGGAGGAAAUCAAGGCCCAUCGCCUGGAGGGGCUGGUUCAGCUCACCCAUCGCGACGCUUACAGCGGUGGAUUCCUAGUCGACGGGAAGAGCCCCGAGGCCGACGCCGUGUUCCUCGAUCUUCCCGCUCCCUGGGAAGCUCUGCCGCAUCUUUCGCGCUCGAGACCCACAGGCAAAGAUUUCGAAGACAAGUUCAAGGACAUGGAAGGAGAAUGGGUAUCACCCUUGAACCCCAAGACGGCGGCCUACAUCUGCACCUUUUCUCCCUGCAUCGAGCAGGUCCAGCGCACCAUCCGCGCCAUGAGACAGCUAGGGUGGGUGGAGAUCGACAUGAUCGAGGUCUCCCAGAAAUUCCUCAGCGUCGUGCGCGACGGCCUCACCCUGAACAGCCAACCGGGCAAAAAGGCGCCCCCCGAACCCACCAACGUCGAAGAGGCCGUGGGGAGGCAGCGCGAGAUUGAAAAGCGUUCACGCGAAUACAACGCGCUGCAGACCCCCGGGAAAUCGGGCUCGGCGACAGCCGCCGACUCGCCGGCCCAGGGAAACCCGAUGGACCUUGACACCGCGAACGACGAGGACGGUACGGCAGUCGACGAGACAACCACAGGCGGCAGUGGCGAUGUCGAUCCCGAUGCCGAAGGCGACGACGAUGAUGCCGAGAAGCAGGGGAGGCACGCUAGGAAGCCGUGGAAGCAAGGCCGCCUGGUACACCGGUCCGAGUCGGAGAUCAAAACACACACCUCGUACCUCGUCUUCGCCACGCUGCCGCGCGAGUGGACUGAAGCCGACGAGGAGGCCGCGCUGGCGAGAUGGCCCUGCGGAAUGGAGAGGGCCGUCGUGGGCGACCUGGACAAGGAGACCAGGAAGCGCGAGAAGCGGGAGAUGCUGGCUAGCAAGAAACACAGGAAGAAGGAGAAGCAGGAUCGGAGGGAUAGACGGCACGAUGCUCUGGUCGUCGCUGAUACCCCUACUACUUCGGACGUCGCGUCGGCUACUUGAGUGUGCUGGGGAGAUGGAUCAUACACGGAAUAAUGGAUAAGCGAAGGCGACCGUCUCGCCCGCAUUAUUAUUACUGUAUUCAUGCAUGCAUGCCCCGAUGCAGUCAAUCUACCUUGUGUCGUUGCCCUUCCCAAGUUACCGCGCCAUACCGACGAGCAAUUCGGAUGCUCUCGUAUCUACCUAGCGGAGGACACCUUGGGGAGACAUCAUCAAGAGGGGCGCGAAGUUUACAACAUCAGCAACCGAGGGCAUCACCAUCCUCCUUUGCUCGUCAGGAAUCGCAACGGGUCCUUAAAACUCUUGAUUGGAUCAUGUAUUUCCUAACGAACCGUCCGAGCAGAAUGGUAUUAUCGACAAAGACGAGAGACGCGCCAUGGUAUAUAAAAUACGCAAAAGAAACAAAGCCAUCGCCAGUGUAGUGCAGAAAAAAAAUCGCUAGAUGUGCAUGAACUCAAGAUGCAAGAAAUUCGGAUUUCGUCAGCGGUACUCCCC
Sodiomyces alkalinus F11 is the source of this 2285-nucleotide messenger RNA. Its product is annotated as GCD14 protein. The transcript has a single exon. The record is from RefSeq and is a predicted model, not a curated record. Lineage: Eukaryota; Fungi; Ascomycota; Sordariomycetes; Glomerellales; Plectosphaerellaceae. Gene Ontology annotation, cellular component: nucleus; tRNA (m1A) methyltransferase complex. Bases 141 to 1793 code for a protein of 550 amino acids. Gene Ontology annotation, biological process: tRNA methylation.